Choloepus didactylus (southern two-toed sloth) is the source of this 1068-nucleotide messenger RNA. Its product is annotated as histone H2B type 2-F. Bases 139 to 519 code for a protein of 126 amino acids. The record is from RefSeq and is a predicted model, not a curated record. Gene Ontology annotation, molecular function: protein heterodimerization activity; DNA binding; structural constituent of chromatin. The transcript is spliced from 2 exons. Gene Ontology annotation, cellular component: nucleosome. Lineage: Eukaryota; Metazoa; Chordata; Mammalia; Pilosa; Megalonychidae.
UAUUGUAAAUCAACCAGUAAAAAUGCAGCACUGAGUGGGUCCUUAUUUGCAUAGGGGCUCUAUAAGUAACGCGGACCCAGAGCGUUUUAUCGUAAUCGGUGGUGUUUCUCUUUGUGUGGUCUCGCUCUUCUCGCAGAAAUGCCAGAUCCAGCAAAGUCUGCUCCUGCUCCUAAAAAAGGCUCGAAAAAGGCUGUUACAAAGGUCCAGAAAAAAGAUGGUAAGAAGCGCAAGCGCAGCCGCAAAGAGAGCUAUUCCGUCUACGUGUACAAGGUGUUGAAGCAAGUCCAUCCUGAUACGGGUAUUUCUUCUAAGGCCAUGGGCAUCAUGAAUUCAUUCGUCAAUGAUAUUUUUGAGCGCAUCGCUGGGGAAGCCUCUCGCUUGGCACACUACAACAAACGUUCAACCAUCACAUCUCGCGAGAUUCAGACCGCCGUGCGUCUGCUGCUGCCCGGCGAACUGGCCAAGCAUGCCGUGUCGGAGGGCACCAAAGCGGUCACCAAGUACACCAGUUCGAAAUGAAGAUCCUGUUCCUGCCCCCUAUUCAGGAACCAAAGUUUCCCCAAGAAUACAAGGAAGACUUUUUCUUAUUCAAACUUCAGUUCAAAAAGUGGCAAACCAGGUAACAAAGAGUUCCAAGACCUCAAGAUUUCUUUCCUUAAUCCAAGAACUCAUUGCAUAAUAGAUGACAUAUUUCAGGUAGUUGUACUUAGAAAGGGCUUAAGAAUCAGGAUCUCACUGUCAACCAAUCCAAGAAACUUUGCUUUAGAUGUCCAAAGCCAGAAAAUGACAGCAAAGAAAUAGAACUACUAGAGCUUGAGCAGUUCCUUAGUACUUUGCCUUGGAGGGAGAAAACCUGGAUGCUGGUCCACUGUCCUAAGGAUGGUAAAGAUAGUGACUUGGGAUUGGUUGAAUAUUUAGAGAGAAAGCGGGAAGUAGGGAGGGUGGAGAUCUAGGGACUGGAACAACACCAGCUUUCCAGAAUGUGCCAGUUUGGAUGUAUUAUGUCCCCCAAAACACCAUGUUCUGUGAUGCAAUCUUGUGGGGGCAGACAUAUUUAGUUUUGAUUAG